This is a messenger RNA of Paramecium pentaurelia, 2811 nucleotides long. NCBI's taxonomy places the organism in Eukaryota, Ciliophora, Oligohymenophorea, Peniculida, Parameciidae. The record is from the annotation of a GenBank genome assembly.
AUGCUUGUAUAACCUCAAAUAAAUGCGUAAUAAGGUUCUUCCUCAAGAUCUAUGUCUAUUUCAAUGGAUGAAUCCAUAUAUACAUAAAUCCAACCAAUAGUUUAAAAAAUGACUGUUGUCAAUUAACAUUAACUAUAAGUCAGAAAGCCAUCUGAUGCUGCCUAAGAAAUGAUCCGAUCACCUCCAACUACAAGUGUAACACCUUAAAUUGCAUCAGAUAGACCACCUUAAAAUGAGAUCAAGGAUUUACUUCUGAUUAAUGAAGAACCUAGCAAUAAAGAGCAAUCUAUUUAAAUAAGUGACUGUUGUAAGAAAACUCAUAAAGCUUCAAAGAAUAAUUUAAGUUAAUAAAGCAUAUUAAUUGAUGAAAAACCUUAGAAUUCAUAUAGUGAUGUUCAAUGGAGUAGAUUAAUGUCAUUAAAAACUGUAAAUACUCAUCCAUCCUUUUAACUAAACAUUUUAUGUGAUAAGGCUGCUGAAUUUGAUUAGAAUAAUUCAAUAAAUAAGUGUUUCCAACCUAAAAAAUAAAAUCUAUAUUAUCAUACUAGUAAUGUUAUAUAUUGUAUGUAUUUGUGUUUCUUUAUAACUUAAAUGUUGAUUAAUUUAUAAGAUAGUUUAUAAGGAUAACAUAUUUAUUAGAUUUUAUUAAUUGUCUUUUAAGUAAUAUACUCAUUCAAUCAAAUUAUAUUUGUAUAGUAUGAAAAUGGUGAAAUAAUCAAUAAUAUUCAAUAAUUAACAUAAAUGUAUUUUAAAAAGUAAUCAAUUUUUGAUAUAAUUGCCUUGAUUCCUGUAAUUUUUGUAUUAGCAUCUGAGUAAAUGCAUUUCAUAUAGCUUUUGCAUAUUGUAAGAUUAUUGAAAUUAAGAUAAUUAAUGAAAGACUUUUAAUUAAUAUAUGGUAAGAUUGUAUAAUAUAUUUAUUAUAUUUUGGAAUUUCACUUUGUCUAAUUUAUUGCAUUGACUAUCCUUCAAUUCAAUCAUAAUAAAUAAUAACUUAACUUUUAUGAUGAAUUCAUUGUAUUUUUAUAUAAAUCAAAUGAAAGCAAUGCAAUAACUUAUCUUAUAAGACUUUUUAUAUUAAUUUAUUAUUGCUAUUGUAUUUUUAGAUUUACUAUUAAAGAAAAUCUUGAAUUACAUAAAUUAUCAAUAUCAUAUGAUACAAAAUAAUAAAUAAAAGCUUAUAUAAAUAAAUUGAACUCUCAAUAAUCAACGGAUAUGAAUUUUUUAUCUCAUUUACCAUAAACAUAUGUAGAUGAUAUAAAAUUUUAACGUUACUUUCAUUUGCUCUAAAAAAUACCUAUAUUUAAAUGUUCCUUUUCAGAAAAAACUUUAAGAUAAAUAUGCAGUUUAAUUCAAGAGUACACUUAUGUUCCCAAUCAAAUAGUUUUAAUGUAAUAAACAUCUAAUUAAUAAUUGUUCAUAAUCCUAUCAGGGGAAGUGUAAAUAUCAUAAAAAAAAGAAGGAUCUUCUAAUACAGACUUUAAAAUAAAGAGAAUUGGAAAGGAUUCAAUCUUUAACAAUUAGGCAUUCUUUAAAAAUACAUAUUCCAAUAUUAAUGCAACUUCUAUAGGAUAUUCUUAAAUAGCUCAAUUAGAUUUAGAAUAGUUUUUAGAUUGUAUUAAAUCUCAUUAUUAAGAGAGAUAAAAAUACAAGAUGAUGGCUGAUCAAAUUGUACUUUAUGAAGUUUAUAGUUUAUGUUAAUUGUGUUGUUAUGUAUGUGGUAAAUUUCAUGAUAUUGAUGAAUGUGAUCAUGUACAUUAUGUUCCAAAAAAAUCAAUUAUUGUUUAAUAUAUAUAAUCAAACGACUUAUAAAUUCGUAAAAAUUAUUUCAGAAGUAAAGUUAGACAAAAAUAAAAAAGAUUAAAAUCUAAUAUACUUAAAAUUGAAGAAGCAGCUCUUCUAUAUUAACAAUAAAAUUUUGAGUCAGAUAACACUGAUGAUAAUAAAAAAUAUUAAGAUGAAGUGAUUAGUAUCCAAUAACCUUAUUUAAGAGAAGCUAGCCAUCCUUAUAUAGAGGGAUAAAAUUCUCUUUAAUAAUCCUAAUACACACCUAAGAGAGGAUCCUAAAAUUCAAUUCGUGAUUCAUUGCAUUCUCUUUAACAAUAGUAAUAACAAUAAUAAUAACAAUAACAUUAAUUAAUGGAUAUUCCAAAUAUUAGUCCAGUUUAAUAUGUUCAAUAACCACCUAGUGGAAUAUCUCAUAGUUCUUAUGGUUAAUUAUUUAAGGAUGUUUCAAUUAAUAGAAAGAAUUUUAAUGGAUCUUCAGAUAAAAAUUCUAGUGGUAAUGUGUUUUCUUUACCUUACAGCAGCAAUGGUAGUAAAAAUACUCCUAAUAAUAUUAUUUCUAAAUAAGAGAAAGAUGAAUUAAUUAGUAUUUAAAUGAAAAAAGCCAAAUUGCAAGAUAGUGUAUAUUAUCAUUAAAAGAGAAUUCAGAAUCAAAUGGAUAAUUGCAGUUAAAAUACACUUUCAAAAUACUAAAAAUAUCACACAACUUAACCCUAAUAAUAAUAGACCAAAUCUAUUCGUUCAGAUAGAAAAUCUAAUUCUUGUAUUUCUGAAUCUGAAAAAGGGGAAUAUCAAGUAUAAUAACAAUAAGAUGUAUAACCAUCAAAAUAUGGUAUUCAAUCAUCCAAAUUUACAGGAGAAACAGCUAAAUAAUUUAUGAGAAACCCUUUAGAAAUGCCUAAUCUGGAAUUUUAUUAGUCUUUUGAGAAGAGUAAUCAAUUCAGUGAUUAUUUUCCUCAAUAUAAUAUAGAUUAAGCAAUAGAGAGCUAUAAACAUUAUUAACAAUCUAGAUCUAGUGCAAAUAAAUGA